UCUACAGUUAACAUUGUAGUGUUUAAUUGUUAUUGUUGCUCGUCUUACAAUAAGUAAAAAUGUUUAGCUUGGAUACAUAUGCGGGUGACGCUGUUGUAGGUAUCAGCGGUCCUAUGGACUACAAAUAUAUGAAAGUACUGCGUUUUGUUCUCCGUAUUAUAAGUGGUUGGCCAGGACAGGCCCUCGGCGAGAAAACCCUAAAAAUCGAGGGCAUGGGCCAUGCGUACUACAAUACUAUACUUUCCCUAAUAUAUUUGGCCCUAGGCGUAGCUUAUUUGAGGAAGAAUGCUCAUAGAUUCGGAUUUUUGGAACUUGGACAACUGUACAUAGUGUUACUUAUGAAUAUGUUGUCUACCUCGCGAGCAUUUACCCUGUGCUUAUCGCUAAAGUACCGAGCUGUAGCAAAGAUAUUCAUACAAAAAGUUCAUCUGUUUUAUUUCAAGGACAAAUCUGAUUAUGCUAUGAGCAUACAUGUAACAGUGCACAGGAUAUCAUAUUUCGCAGCUAUUUACGUGAGUAUAAUGCUCUCCAUAGCGGCCUGUCUGUUCAAUCUGAUACCGAUGUACAACAAUUACGCUGCCGGAAACUUCGCCUCGUUCGAUAACUUACAAAAUAAAACGUAUGAACAAGCUAUUUCUUGUUUAUAUCCGUGGAACUUUGAAACUAAUUUCAAGGGAUAUGUUGUUGCAACUCUCAGUGGCUGGUACGGCACAGUAUUGUGUGGCAGCAGCGUAUCCAUGUUCGACCUGUUCCUCUGCCUGAUGAUCUUCAAUCUUUGGGGGCAUUUCAAAAUACUUAUUUACAACCUGGACCACUUUCCACGACCAGCGACAGAAGUGGUUGAUGCAGAGGGGGAGGAAAGAAGCGGCAGGAUUAUAGGGUCCGAAAUGUACUCAGAGAGUGAAUUGGAAGAGGUUUCCAUCAAGUUGAAGGAAUGCAUACAGUAUCAUAUGUUGAUUGUUGACUUUACAAACAAUAUGUCAGAUGCAUUUGGAAUGGCGCUUUUUAUAUAUUACUCCUUCCAUCAAAUUACUGGCUGUCUACUCUUACUAGAAUGUUCUCAAAUGACGGCUGCAGCCCUGUCGCGUUAUUUACCACUAACCAUAAUCAUGUUUGGAGAGCUGGUCCUACUGUCAAUUAUUUUCGAAACUAUCGGCACAAUGAGUGAGAAAUUAAAGGAUGCGGUAUACAAAAUGCCUUGGGAGUACAUGGACACUAAGAAUCGUAGGACCGUAUUAAUAUUUCUCAUAAAAGUUCAGGAGCCAAUCCAUGUGAAAGCAGGAGGUUUGGUCGAUGUAGGGGUCACGACUAUGGCUUCGAUUCUAAAGACGUCGUUCUCAUAUUUCGCUUUCUUGCGCACAUUUUAAAAAAGAUCCCUUUAUAUAUUUAUUAAACAGUGUUUAAUAAUCUUUAUUGUAUUUAUAUUAAGCACUUACUGCAAUGCAAAUAUUACCAAUGUUUUGCACAUUUAGCCAUUUGAUUUACUACUGCAAAAACUUAAUUGCGUUGUUCAUUAACCGUAAACAUCAAUGCGUAGCUACGUAACUGCGUGUCUAGCAAAUGUAGCCACAGUUCGUAGCAUUGCGUAACCUAACUACGCAACGCUGCGAGUGCUACUAUGCAUGUGUAGCAUAUGUAGCCACAGUUCGUAGCAUCGCGUAAACUGACUACGUAACGCUACGUGUGAUAAACGCAUGCGUAACAAAUUUAGCCACAGAUCGUAGCAUCGCGGAACCUGUACUACGCGACGCUACGCGUGCUACUACGCGUGUGUAGCAAAUGUAGCCACAGUUCGUAGCAUUGCGUAAAUUGACUACGCAAUGCUACGAGUGCUACAAGUUCGUUCCGAAGUUAUGAACUACGCUCUUUGAAUUUUAUUGUUGUCUUAGAAUGAAAUUCACAAUGUAGGAUUAUAUUAUAUAAUAUUUUCUGCAAAUUGUUAUAUUUAAUUUAUAUUAUAGUCAUUAAGGUUAUGAAAUAAAAUGUUAAAUACGUUAAUAAAGUAUUCUACACCUCUUGUUGCCUUUGAAGUUUUAUUCUACCAUAUUAAUUAUGAUCGGGCUUGUAAUUGAUGUUGGGUGUGAGAAAAUAGACAUGCAAUUCUAUUCAAGUAG
Molecule: messenger RNA, 2114 nt
Organism: Spodoptera litura
Lineage: Eukaryota; Metazoa; Arthropoda; Insecta; Lepidoptera; Noctuidae
Product: odorant receptor 85c
Biological process (GO): detection of chemical stimulus involved in sensory perception of smell; sensory perception of smell
Cellular component (GO): plasma membrane
Molecular function (GO): olfactory receptor activity; odorant binding
Source: RefSeq, a predicted model, not a curated record